Messenger RNA from Striga asiatica, 1206 nucleotides. The record is from the annotation of a GenBank genome assembly. Lineage: Eukaryota; Viridiplantae; Streptophyta; Magnoliopsida; Lamiales; Orobanchaceae.
AUGGAGAGGUACACGAAGCUUUCGGUGGCAUGGAGAGAAACAAGACCGCCUCCUAAAAGUCCGGAAGAAGCUUCACGGCUCGUAAUUCAGACCUUAAAGAGACAUCAGAAGGCAGAUGUUGAGGGAUUAUUGGCUUUCUACGGUCUCCCUCUACCGCAUGAUUUGGUUGAGCUCACUAUUGGUGCUCCUACAUCACAACCACAUGGACUCAAAUUCGAAUUGCACACUCUCCCGGUGGAUGUGAAGGCUGUAGCAGAUGGUGAUACAAUAACUGUAUAUGUUAGCACUAACAACGCUAGGGAGUCUUCGAAUGUUCCUAGAGAAGUUCAAGUUGCAGCUGUUCAAAGAUCUCAGGCACGUGCUCAAAGAGAUUACGAUAGGGCAGACGAACUUCACAAAAAGAUGAUCGAUGCAGGAUAUAGGUUGAAUUACCCUUUUCUUUUUUUCCCUNUGAACAUUCAAAACCAGGAAGUCCUUGCAAGAAAAUACCGAAUAAGACUAAGGGGGAUUGAUGCGCCGGAGACCAAAAUGCCGUUUGGGAAGCAGGCAAAGGAAGAAUUGGCUAAAAUUGUUCAGAAUAAGUGCUUAAAAGUUCUGGUGUUUGAUGAAGACCGAUAUGGUCGAUGUGUAGGAGAUAUAUAUUGCAACGGCAUGUUUGUUCAGGUAACGAAGGAAAAUGAAAAUGUAUUCAUUGGGAGAAAGAGGCUCGAGCCAAGCGGGUCGGUUUGUGGGCAUCAUCAAACCCUGAGAUGCCAUGGGAAUGGAGAAAGGACAGGCGUGAAGGCCGAUAGCUCCAAGCAUUUUCAUAACUAUUUAUUAGGAUUUGUCUAUAGAAACAAAUUGGGGAAAAAGAGGAAAAAUUACCGCUUUGGUAUCUCUGGCGACCCCAUACCCGCCGUAGUACAUCUGGCCCACAAGCACUUGCAUGGCCGUGUCGCCAUUCUUGGCCUGCUUGAGCGUGUCUUGGAACCAGCGCUGGGCACAAUCCGCCACCACCUCCGCCAGCGGCGUCCGCCGCUGCGCCUCCGAGCUCUCCGCCACCCUCGUCGGCCGUGUGGUCAGCCUGAGAUGGUGGGAUUCGGGUCUCGACACGGCGGGUUGGGCCGAGGAUUGGGAUCGGGUUUUGGAUACGGGUCUCGGAUGGGCGGGGCGGCGCGGCCCACGGUUGGGGGAAUUGAUGAAGCGAGCAAAUUCAGACGAAACUGA